Molecule: messenger RNA, 2083 nt
Organism: Hyla sarda
Lineage: Eukaryota; Metazoa; Chordata; Amphibia; Anura; Hylidae
Product: melanopsin-B-like
Exons: 10
Coding region: 162-1820 (552 amino acids)
Biological process (GO): visual perception; G protein-coupled receptor signaling pathway
Cellular component (GO): membrane
Molecular function (GO): G protein-coupled receptor activity
Source: RefSeq, a predicted model, not a curated record
UGCUGCUGCUGCUGCUACUGUUGCUACUGCUGUUGAGUACCAUGUGCUGAGCCAGAUAGAAAUAUACAGCUCUCAACUCAUUGCUGAAAGAGACCCCCCUGGUUCUCCUAGGGGCCAACCUGCCAUAUCCGCACCACAUCUACGAUUCUCAUAGACAGAGCAUGGCAGAGCUGGAGGCAGUGGAGCUUGGAACUCGCAAAGGCUUGUCCCUGCCAGAAGUUCCAGACCAAAUACUAUACACGGUCGGGAGCUGUAUUCUAAUUAUUGGCUCAGUCGGUGUUGUUGGAAAUCUAUUAGUCCUUUAUGCAUUUUACAGUAACAAGAAGCUGAGAACAGCACCAAACUACUUCAUUAUGAAUUUAGCAGUAAGUGACUUGCUAAUGUCUGCUACCCAAGCGCCAGUCUGUUUCGUGAACAGUUUCAACAGGCAGUGGAUCCUUGGUGGAAUAGCAUGUAAUAUCUACGCAUUCUGUGGGGCGUUAUUUGGGAUAACCUCAAUGAUGACAUUAUUGGCUAUUUCUGUCGAUCGCUACCUAGUUAUAACCAAACCGUUACAAUCCAUACAAUGGUCUUCAAAAAAGCGGACAAUGCAAGUCAUUGUUCUCGUUUGGCUCUAUUCAUUGAUGUGGAGCAUGGCACCGAUUCUUGGUUGGAGUUCUUACGUGCCUGAAGGUUUAAUGAUAUCCUGUACUUGGGACUAUGUCACAUCUACAACUGCAAACAAAAGUUACACAAUGAUGCUGUGCUGCUGUGUCUUCUUCAUCCCACUUAUCGUGAUAUUUUUUUGCUAUUUGCUCAUGUUCCUGGCAAUAAGAAGUACUAGUAGAAAUGUCCAGAAGCUUGCAUCGUGUGGACGGCAAACCUUCUUGUCAACAUCCAUGAGGAAUGAGUGGAAAAUGGCAAAGAUUGCAUUUGUCAUUAUAAUUGUCUACGUGUUGUCUUGGUCCCCUUAUGCUUGUGUCACAUUGAUUGCAUGGGCUGGCCAUGGGAAAUCCUUAACACCAUAUUCCAAGACUGUUCCUGCAGUUAUAGCUAAAGCCUCAGCAAUAUAUAAUCCUAUUAUCUAUGGAAUAAUACAUCCAAAGUACAGGGAAACCAUUCACAAGACUGUACCAUGUCUUCGAUUCCUCAUCAGACUACCUAAAAAAGACAGUACAUCGACAUGCAAUUUCGACUCCUCAUUUAGAGGAUCGGUCUACAGCCGCCAAUCGAUAGCUUUAAAAAAGAAGAACAGUUGCAUUUCUACAGUAUCUACUGCAGAAACAAUAUUAAGUGAUGUGGAGCAAGAAGCCAUCUUCAAGAAUAUGUGUUUUCAAAGAAGCAAUUCAUUUUCUUCAAGUCAAAGACAAGAACAAAAAGGACAGAGUCUCUUGAAGGCAUGGAGCUGCAAUGCUUUACCUGGAGAAAAGAUUAUGCCAAACAUGCAUUCAGUAUAUCAUCCACUGAAGAGGUCCGAGAAAAAGAACACACAAGAGAUUCUUCUAUCAAAUUCCCUCAGCACAGUUACCUAUCCACUUGGCUUCAGUUCCAUUGUGAAAGACAAAAUUGUAAGCAAUCCAAAAUUGAAGGAGAAUGACAUAAGCGGAAGCCUAGACUGGAUCAUUAAUGCUACAAUUCCACGUAUUGUCAUCAUCCCUACCUCAGAAAGCAGCAUCUCCGAAGGACAGGAGGAGAUUGACAAAGGCAGCGAUGAAAGAAGUGAAAAAGAGUUGGAUGACGAUGACUUCUUAAACUUUAAGAUUGAUACAAGUUUAUUGGACUUUGAGGGACUGUCCUCAACUGCUGACCUUUUUGAAAUAGUUGAGAAGUUUUUGUCAUAAAUGAAGUAGAACAUAGAUAUUUCAAUUACUGCUAUGGGUAGUUUGUAUGCAUUAGCUUGAACACACAGAGUGAAAAUAUUCUGGUAGAAUUGCACAAAAUUUAGUGUUCAGUAGUGGAUUUCAAAUUCUAUAAUAAGGUUAAAGUUACAUGGCAAACAGCAUUGAAAGCAUGAGUCUCACCCAUAGAACACUGCCAGAAAACAAGAAAAUCUUUAAAGGGGUAUUCCAGGCAAAAACGUUUUAUAUAUAUAUAUAUAUCAACU